Molecule: messenger RNA, 2434 nt
Organism: Bemisia tabaci
Lineage: Eukaryota; Metazoa; Arthropoda; Insecta; Hemiptera; Aleyrodidae
Product: circadian clock-controlled protein daywake
Biological process (GO): multicellular organismal reproductive process
Source: RefSeq, a predicted model, not a curated record
UAAGAGGCGUGAGGUUGGCUCCGAAAUAUCAGUUGGAUUCUGCUCCUCAUCCCUGAGAGGCUGUCCUACUCCCUCAACCUAAGUGCAUUAGUUGAUACCUAGUGUCAAAUUGUGGCUUAGCGUUUCGGCUAUCCACUACAUCAACCUAACUCCUUCAAGAUCAAAAUGGGUCUCACUUUAAAAUACAGUUUUGCUCUCCUCUCCUUAUGUUCCUGCGCCUUGGCCGCCGCCCCUCAAGUUAGCAACGGAUACUAUACUUGGUACAAGAAACCUUGCAAACAAAAUGAUGCAAAAUUCACCGACUGCCUACUCAAAACAGCGAGGGUGGGAGUUGUAGAAUUAAAAAAUGGUGACAGCAAACGGCAUUUGCCUUCCAUAAACCCAUUCUUUUUGCCAAAAAUGGAAAUCACUACCGGGUCUGACCAGGUCGGUCUCAAGUUCAAGAUGCAAGAUGUCAACAUCCAUGGACUCCCGGACAUCCAAUUCCUGAACAUCAAAGGGGACGAAAAAAUUCACAAAUAUGAAUGGGUGAUUCAGACAAAAACGAUCAACCUCGAUGGAAACUACAUUGCUGGUGGCAAAAUUCUGAUCCUUCCGGUUGUAGGAAACGGAAAAUUCCAGUUCUCCCUAAAGGACAUGAAAUGCCGGCUGAAGAUCAAGCAUGAAUUGGAGAAGAAGGCUGAUGGGAAAGAGUACAUCAAGUUCACCCAGGUUCAAUUCAUCAUUGAUGACGUCAAGCACGUCAGAUAUACCCUGCACAACCUCUUUAACGGUGACAAACUGCUAGGUGGACAAAUUCUGACAUUCAUCAACCAGGCCUGGCGCGAAGUGUUCGAGGAAGUCAAGCCCGGCAUUGAGCAGACCAUGUCAGAAGUUAUCAAGUACCUUAUCACACCCCUCACCCGUGUCCCAUAUGAUUACAUCUUCCCACCUUCAUAAACUUACUCCGCAUCUCUUCCUGAUUCAUCAUACCAAAGCCUUCUGCCAUCAUACUCAUGAUGGUCUCAAGGGGAACUAUAUUACGAAGAAUUUUGGUUAAAAUGAUUACAUGCUGGCAAAUUAAGCCCAAGGAAAAAUGGCUGCAAAGAAUUUCUUGAAAAAAGAAAAAAAAAGUAAAAUCGCUCUAUUUCUUCUUUCGAUUUUCAUCAGUUCCUCCGGACUUUGACUGUAAAAAUCUUUCGAUUGUUACUAGCCAAAGAGUACGAAACUUCAGCACUCAUAGGUAUUCAUGUUACUUUAAAAAACUUGUAAAAAUCAUAAUGUACUCUUUGUUACGCUGCUGAAUUAGAUUACUUUUCUUUCAUUAGAUAAAUAUUACAAAAUAUAUAAUGCAAUUUCGAAAAGAAGACGUAAAAGGACUUCGAAGUCACCAGAAAAUUAAGAAGAGAGAAAAGUAAAAUAAAAAUCUUGGAAUUAAGAUGGUCCAAAAAUAUUCCAAGAAUUUGCAAAUCCCAAUGAACAUUUGUAAUCAAGAUUGUUGUUUGUUUAAGAUGUAACCAUUGAUAUACGAAACAAACAUGUGACAGAAUAUCAAUCAACUAACCAUUUUUGCUCGCAAGAGAAGCAAAACUAUUAGAGUGCAUUACUCAGAAAUCCGGAACAAAAUAAAGAGAGGAAAUCAAAAUUGUUAUCUGGCUUAAAUGGACAGAAUUCGGACCAAAAAAAGAGAGUAAAGAAAUAUAUAGGUACACGAAUAUCCGUUUGCGCAAAAACUUUAUGCCGGUAAAGAGAGACUUACUCCGUGAGUGCCUAUCAACUUCAGAUUUAUCUUACAAGUUUAUGCAAUGGUAAACUUGAUUAUGAUUUUGCUUGAUUAAAUUCAAGUCACAACUCGAUACUCUGUGAUAGUUGUUUCCUAAACGUUAUGAAAAAUUUUCGAUUUUUUUUCCAUGUGAAAAUUUUUUCAAAUAUCCUUAAUUAUUGAUCAAAUGGAGGAUAAAUGAUUUGCACAAAUAAGAGCAUGCAUAUAAAAAUAAGAAAACAUUCGGUGAAGUUAGAAUAAAGAACUUAAGUUAAUGAAGUACAUGUACUAAGAACUUCAAUUAGAGAAAUUAAGGCUCUUUAAAUGAUGUCAAAAAGUGAGACUUCCUAUUCGCAUGAAGAUUGUCUGAUUUAUCUGAGACCAGGUCUUAUCACUUUAAUACUAAGGCAGACCUUUUAAUGAGAGAAAAAUGAUUUUAUAAAUAAGUAUGUUCAGAAAGUGAGCCUUAAACACCUGAGUUCGUGUUUUCAUAAGAACUGUGCGAGUGAUUGAUUCUUAUUCUGAGUAAAAAUACAUGGAAAAAGUAUGAGAAACCAAUUCAACGAUACAAAUUCCUACACAGGAAUAAUACUCAUGUUGAUGACUAGCGACUAGAUAUUAUAUGAAAUUGCAUUUUUGUGUUACUUUAAGUGUAAAUAGUUGGGCUGUGCAAUAAAAACUUUUAUUUUUUAA